Molecule: messenger RNA, 1899 nt
Organism: Phialemonium atrogriseum
Lineage: Eukaryota; Fungi; Ascomycota; Sordariomycetes; Cephalothecales; Cephalothecaceae
Product: putative retinol dehydrogenase
Exons: 1
Coding region: 135-1400 (421 amino acids)
Source: RefSeq, a predicted model, not a curated record
CUUCCAGGGCACCUUGGUUUGGGACAUUUCGUACUGCCAGGCGUGUACGUAGCAUCCAGGAACACGAGGCAAACAAAAUCCUAUCCAAGGGAACGACAAUACAACCACAUCCAAGCCAUGGACUUCCGCCAACGAUGCCUAUCCCAUUCAUAGCCAGCAUCUUUUUCGACGGCGCUCCGUCAUGGAUGCCAAAGCCAUGGAACCUCGUCAAGACGGGCAGCGCCCUGGCCGCCGCCAUCUUGACGAAGCGAUACUGCAGCGGCGCGACGAACACGGCCGAGCGCAGCAUGCACGGCCGGGUCGUCAUGAUCACGGGCGGCACCUCGGGGGUCGGGCAGGCUGUCGCCCUUGAGCUGGCCGAGCGCGGCGCCCAGAUCAUCCUGCUGACGCACCUCCCCGCGGCCGACCCGUUCCUCGCCGACUACGUCGACGACUUGCGCGACCGCACCAACAACCAGCUCAUCUACGCCGAGCAGGUCGACCUGUCGUCCCUACACAGCAUCAGGCAGUUUGCCACAAAGUGGAUCGAUAACGCGCCGCCCCGCCGGCUGGACAUGGUCAUCCUGUGCGCCGCGACGCUGACGCCGCCGGGAGCCGCGAGGACCGAGACGGCCGAGGGCCUGGAGAGCACGUGGAUGGUCAACUACCUCGCCAAUUUCCACCUGCUGGGCAUACUCAGCCCCGCGAUACGGGCCCAGCCCUUCGACCGCGACGUCCGCAUCAUAAUCCCGACCUGCCCGGCCUACAUAUCCUCGCCGCCGCUCGCCGAGGCGCUGGACAAGGACCGCUGGACCCCGGGGAAGGCGUACGCGAGGAGCAAGCUGGCGUUGGCGGUCUUUGGGCAGGCAUACCAGAAGCACCUGGACGCAUACAAACGGCCCGACGAGCUCCCCAUGAAUGCAAGGGUGGUCUUCGUUGACCCCGGCCUCACGCGGACGCCCGGGACGAGGCGGUGGCUGACGAGGGGGUCAUUGCUGGGAUUGAUCUUCUACAUGCUCUUCUACGUGCUGGUAUGGCUAUUCCUGAAGAGCCCCGGCAUGGGCGCGCAGUCGAUCCUGUUCGCCGCGAUGGAUGCUAGUCUCGGACGGGGUCCGGGAGGCAAGCUGGUCAAGGAGUGCAUGGAGGUUGAUUUUGCGAGGAAGGACGUCAAGGACGACGAGGUCGCGAAGAAGCUCUGGGAGUCGAGCGACAAGCUGAUAGAGAAGGUGGAGAAGGGGCAGGCGGUGAAGCGGGCCAGGAUGAAGAAGGACCAGGAGAAGAGGGAGGAAGAGGCGAAGGAGGCAGAACGGAUGGAGGAGAUUGAGUCGCUUGUGGACACCAUCAAGAAGGGGAAGGAGAAGAAGGCUCAAAAGGCGAGGAACAGGAAGAAGCGGGAGCCUGACGGGAAAGCGGUUCCGUGAGACUGAUGAUUAUACCACGCUUAAUUAUACGUCUGUACCACAAUCCAUGUUGACCGAGUCUGGUCAAUCAGGUCCCGAACGAGCGGCACUUGGUUCACCAGUUAUCAAAAUAUAUAGGUAGGUACCUAUCUACUACCUAGGUCCCUGGUGUGUAAGACGCUAUUUCACAGUAAGGUACCUAGGUACGUAUACACAAGCGUUGCAUGUACCGCAAAACUGCCGAGCCAGGGACAGUAACAGCUCAAGCAUCUAGGACACGUGAAAAUGGAUGACGCAGGGCCGCCGCAUUGAUACGCUGGCAAGGCCAAGCAUUCAAAACCAUUAAAAGAGUAAACAUCCAACCCAUCUUCACCCUCUCUCCUCCCCCAGCUCCGCCUCGUGAUUUCAACAAACGAGCCGAGCUCAGCCCGGGAAGCCCUUACUACCUACACCCGUAAAAAAAAGAAGCGGAAAAACAAAAGUGAUGGCCACCACAACCACAAGCACAACCACCAUCCCC